Molecule: messenger RNA, 5525 nt
Organism: Symbiodinium pilosum
Lineage: Eukaryota; Dinophyceae; Suessiales; Symbiodiniaceae
Source: the annotation of a GenBank genome assembly
AUGGUGCGCCAGCGCGGAGAGGAGUUCAAUCCCGAGGACCUCGCGUUCAAGAAGGCGGCCACCCUGACAGACCCUGACUCGGGCGAGGUUCUGGUGGACGAGCCGGAGGACCUGCUCUUUGGCUUGAACAAGUUGCUGGCGGCCCUGGAAGCGAUGAACGGUCAGAGCACCCUGGACAAGCGCGGAGAGCUGCGUACUCAGUUCUACCUGCACCUCUCGAGGAAGGCGGGCGAGCGUGUGGCCGAUUACUCCAGUCGGUUCAGGACUUCGGUUUCGGACUUGAAAGCUGAAGGCGUGGUUCUUCCUGAAGGUGAGCUUGGCUGGUUCUUUAAGGAGAAGCUCGGCUUGGACCCUCUGAGGAAGCAAUUGCUUGAGACCGCGCUUCAAGGCUCCGAGUCUUACGUUGUGAUCGAGUCUGAGUGCCUGCGGAGGUGCCAAGAUGACCAUCAGGAAGGUGUUCGCCGCUGCUCCGCCUCCUUCGGCGGCUUCUACGGGAUCGUCUUCAGCGACUGCCUAUCGAAGGCCGUCGACGGGGUCUGUGUCGGGGUCUUUGAUGCGGUCUUCAUUUCGUAUAAUGCUCCACCUCGGCAAGCGCACGUGGCGGAGACAGCCGAGGACGAGACCGUGGACGAGAAUGAUGACGAGGCCGAGGCGACCGAGGACGCUGCCGACGGCGAGACCACGUUGGAAGAGGUGCUGCAGGCGGAGGUCGAGCGCUUGGCGGGUGAGAUCGCCGAAGCCGAAGCUGAAGGAGUGGACCCCUCUCACUUGGAAGCGCUGGAGAGCGGGGUCGAGGCGUCGGCCGAAGCUUUGGUGAGCAUGCGAGAAGCGAGGACAAAGCCAGUUGAAGUGCGGAAGGAUCGCGGCUACAAAGGACCCUCGGCCAUGGGGACUGGAUCCGGCGGAGGAAAACCGAAGGCUAAGGCGACUUCGGCAUCAGUACCGCCAAGAAGGCGUCGGGCAAGCAUGUCUGCUUUGACUGCGGCCAAGCUGGUCACUGGGCAGGUGAUGCGGAGUGCAAGCACCCUGGAGCGGGCCUGGCUAGGCCAAAGCCGAAAGCUGGACGUCAGGUUCGCAUUGCGGAGGCAUUACGUGGACCAACUGGCGACGGCCCCCGACCACGUCAAGGAGCUGGUGACGACGAAGAUCGAGAUGGAGUCGUUCUGCUUUGGGAACGGAGGCGUUCUUCCUUCGACAUUGCGCUGGCGGAUUCCCCUGGUCAUCUCUGGCGAGCUCAUCUGUGUGUGGGUUUCUGCCGUGCCGGUUCCUUCGUUGGGGCUGCUGCUGGGCCUGGCCCGAGCUUGGAAAAAAGGAAGGCGCCGCAAGCUGGGACCCGAUGGGGUGUUGGAAGUUUACCUUGAUUGCAGAGAGUGGGCCAGUCGUUUGAUGCGAGUGCAUGCGCGUCCGCAGUCAGCAGAUGCCUUGCUUGAAGGGCGCCAUCACAAUGUUACCGAAGCCAGCUUGGAGCUUGGACGGCUUGCCUAUGACUUUCACUCCGUGCUGACCGUCUUGGCUCAAAGCAAUAUGUCUGACGACGUUCCUCCCGAGGAUUUCGACAGUAGCCCGACCGCUUCCACUUCUGUGCCUUCUUUGGAUCAUGGCGACUCCUCUGGGUGCGACCAAGCCUGUGCCGACGCAAGCUCCUGGAAGCGAGGCGAUGCCAAGCGGCUCGCUCGGGCCGGGCGCGGCGGACGAGUUCACGGAGAUCUUCAUGGCUCGAUGGCGCCGCAUGGUGGUGCGUCUGUGGCACCGCGCAAGGUGGAGCUACAAAGGCGUUCUGUUGUGGUUCGUCAGGCAGCCCGGGCUUCGAUUCUUGCCCUGGCCUUAUCCUUCGGUGUCUUCUGUGGCGCAGUGGCGAACCCAAGCAGAGGCCAUGAUCGAGUCGCGCUGUUACCCACGGAAGUGGCUGGCGCGAGCGUCUUUCACGGCCAGCAACUUGACCCGAUCCUGGUUGGCAUGUUGAUGGCGCGUCAACGGCCCGGACGCAUGACACAGCUGAAGAACGCCGCCAUCAAGGAGGAAGCCGAGAAGCUGGCCAAGGAGAAGGACAGUGGGCGAGAAAGAAACGGUGCCAAAUAUUCGGACCAAGCUGAAGCCUGUGGCCGCGGCUCUGUGCCAGCAGGUGUCGUACGAACAGGCCACCGAGCACAUGAAGUCUUCGACUACCUCGUUGCCCAGCUCGGCUCCGUCUUCGAGCACUACGGCGCCGACCUCGAUGGCGACCUCCUUCGGAGCUACGCCAGUGAGAUCACAAGGACCUGUGCCCAUGUCCGCCCCUCUGGCAGGGAAUGCUUCCACGUCACCGCCGAUGGCGACACCGAGGGCAUCCUCCAGGCAGUCGACGCUCGCAUGGCGGCAAUGGACGACCGUUUCCAGACCAUGUUCCACCAGGAGUUCGGCGAGGACAGCAUCAUGAUGGAGGCGCCGGGAGAGUCAUGGGAGCAGGUGAUCGACCACAGGAUCGAGAGCAAGGGGGUUCGCAAGGCCAUGGCGGAUGAGCACAAGGAGCUCUACAUGAAAGGCAUCCACGACGCGUUCAUCAUGGAGAUUCCGGUGGUCUGCUCGGAGGCCUACUCGGACACUGAGCCUGUUGUACGCGCUGCCCGGAGCCGAGGACACACGACUGGGACUACGAUGACGCUCGACAAGGGCUGGAACUUCGAGAUCCGAGCCCACCGGCAGAUGGCGAUCGAACUGGUCAAAAAGGAGAAGCCUUACUUCCUGGUCAUUGCUUUUCCGUGCGGGCCCUGGUCGCCUUUACAGAACUUGAGCAGUCUGCCCGCCGCGGUGGCCAUCCGACAGGAAAAGGCAAUGCCACUUGUUACUUUUGCAUGCCGUCUGGCAAGGCUACAGAUGGAUGCUGGCCGGCACUUCGUGAUGGAGAAUCCCCUCGGCAGCCGUGCUUGGACUACGCCUCCUUUGCUGAGCCUGCGCCGAGACUUGAGGACGCGAGAGGUUUCUGUGGACAUGUGUCGCUUUGACCUUCGAGGACCUCUGGGACUACGACACAAAAAGCCCACGAGAAUACUGACCUCUAGUCAGUCUGUGAGGUCGGCCUUGUUGGGAUGCCGCUGCACUGGCAAGCACCGACAUGAACCUACUAUGGGAGGCGCGGCCGUGACCACUGCUGCGGGGCACUACACCAGAAAGUUUGCGGAGAAGUUAGUGGUCGCUUUUGAGGCCGAAUUCGACUUCGAGGCGGCGAUGGCGACUCGCGAGGUGAAGGUGUCUGAGUGCUUCGAGGUUGUGGGUGGCCAUUCCGCAGUGGACUUCUACCACGAGGUGUUGGCGGAGGACGUGGGCGAAUUCGAUGACGAUUCGGAUGCGGACCUCGGCGAGCCCUUCAAGGGAGAGAUCACUUCGGCGGUGCGUGCGGCGGUCAGGCGUGUUCAUGAAGCGACCGGACAUCGGCCUCCCAGGCGACUGGCGCGAGCUCUUCUACUUUCAGGUGCACCUCCUGCAGCAGUACAAGCCGCUCGAGAACUUCGUUGUGAUGUGUGCCAAGAACGGAAGGCUCCGAAAAGUCGAAGGGUCGCUGGGUUGCCUCCUCCCCGAACGGUUGGCGAGCAGAUCCACGUGGACCUCUUGAUGGUCGACGACGCUUUGGGGAACGUCUAUGUUGUGGCUCAUGCAACUGAUGCCGUGUCAAGGUACCAGUUGGCUCGGGUCAUACCAGACCGCUCCACGGCUUCGGUCAUUGCAUUCCUCAGUGAAAUGUGGCUGCCGAUGCUGGGUACUCCUCGGACGAUCGUUGCUGACCAAGGACGAGAAUUUAUAUCUGAGGAGAUGCAGGUGUGGUGCAGCAGCCAUAGCAUUAUGUUGCGGCACUCGGCCGUUCAAGCACCCUGGCAGAACGGAGUGGCCGAAAGGAGUGGAGGAAUUCUCAAAAGCCUGAUGGCUGCUUGUGUGGUGGACCAAACUGUGAUUGGUCAUGCCUCUAUGUGCCAGGUGGUGGGUGAAGCUUGUGCUGCGUACAACGCCGACCCGAACUCCGAAGGGGUGUCGCCCAUGCAAGCGGCCACGGGACGGCAGCCCUCCAACCAAGGAUCUGUGCUGAACAACUUUGCCGGGCGCCUGGCCGAGCAUGGCUUGAUCGACUCCGAGCCGAACUUACUUCAACGCGUUGCACUUCGUGAAUCGGCGAGAGUGGCGAUGGUACGGCUGCGCUACAGUCAAAGCAUUCGCAAAGCUGAGCUGGCCCGAAGCCGGGAACCGACGGUCACAGCGCCUCCCUUGCCCGGAGAUACGGUUUACUUCUGGAGGGCUACCAAGCCGAACUCGAGACGUGGCGACCCCAACUUGUCAACUUCGAGCAGGAGGCGAAGGUUGGAGCUCAAACGCUGGCAUGGACCAGCGAUUCUUCUUUGCCUUGAAGGCGGGCUUGGUGGCGGCACUCCGGUCAAUGCGUUCCUCAGCUUCAAGGGCCAGGUUACAAAGUGUGCACUUGAGCAUGUUCGAGCCGCCUCGUCAUUGGAGCAGCUGGCAGCCAACUCGUGGGAGGAGGCGAUUCGUGAGUUGACUGACCGUCUUCGUCCUGCUCCGGCCGUGGAGGUGUCGCGCGAGUUGGACAGCAUCCCUGAGGGCGUGAACGAACCGGAGACGAUCGAGGACGAGACCGUGGACAUUGGUGCGGCGCCGAACUCUUCGCAGGCGACGACCGAUGCCCGCGACUCAGUACUUCUCACUGCAGCGCCUGGAACUCCUGUCGGGCAUUUGUUUGAAACUCCUGCGGGGCCCUUGCUGGAAAGUCCUGGACUACUUGACCGACCUGUUCUUCAACGGGCCCUGAGCCGAGUACGUGGUGAACCUCUGGAAGCAGACCUGCGACUACGUGCUCUUCAACGUGGGCAACCCGCUGACUUUGCUGCUGAGCUUCGAGCAACGAUGCAGAGGUCGGCCUUGGAACGAGGGCUGAAGAGACGAAGUGAGUCAGAGCCUGGACUGACUCUGUCACACGAAGAUCUGUCGCACAUGGUCCUGAACGUGGAGACGCUGCAUCCUCUUCUUCAAGUCCAAGCGCAGGCUGAGCUGGACAGGCAGCGCCCGUUGGAGUGCUUUGGAGCGGAAGCUGACCAUGGCACGUGGGAUGGACGUUGGUCUUUGCCUUCAAGGACGCAGCUGGAAACCUUGCAAAGCCUGGGAGCACCUUUGCCUACCAGCGUUCCUGGCGACCUGAACGAGGUCAACGCUGUACUGGCUCGCAAGGAGUACCAGUGGUCAAAGAUGACCGAGGGCGAAAAGCAACUGUGGAGCCGUGCUGCCGCCAAAGGCUGGGCUGCGUACGUGGAGAAUGAUGCCGUCAAAGUCUUAUCUCUCGAAGAGAGCCUUGCAGUUCGCAAGCGACUCGCGAAAGCUGGAGAAUUAGACAGAAUUCUCACUCCGCGAUUCGUGUGCGCUGAUAAGAACGACGGUGUUCGUACAGACAGCUGCCCUCUGCCUCCUGAGCCGUCGGCGCGCCUAGUCGUCCCCGGAUUUAAAGAUCGGGCGAACUUGGCCGGUCAAAUCCGACGCGAUGCGCCCACAGG